Mizuhopecten yessoensis (Yesso scallop) is the source of this 2291-nucleotide messenger RNA. Its product is annotated as serine/threonine-protein kinase SBK1-like. Gene Ontology annotation, biological process: peptidyl-threonine phosphorylation; peptidyl-serine phosphorylation. NCBI's taxonomy places the organism in Eukaryota, Metazoa, Mollusca, Bivalvia, Pectinida, Pectinidae. The record is from RefSeq and is a predicted model, not a curated record. The transcript has 2 exons. Bases 443 to 1507 code for a protein of 354 amino acids. Gene Ontology annotation, molecular function: protein serine/threonine kinase activity; ATP binding.
UGUUCCUUCCGCCUUUGACUGCGCGACGGCGCUUGGUGGCUAACCACUACCCAAACUGCAGAGCCGAGAAUCCUCAUCAUCAGCAGCUUGCCAUCGUGCAACCAUCGAUUUUCUUCUUUCUGAGGAUUUUUUAAAAUGGACGUGAGAGCACGGCACCGCAAAGAUGAUGCUGUUUCAAAAUUACGAUACUAAGUAGAGAACAGACUGGAAGGUACUGUUGGGAGGUCGGCCCUCGCACUCAUAUACACUGGUUCCAUAGCAGCGCGGUCAUACCUACACCGGCAAGCAAUGCACGCGCACUGCAACCAGGCAGGCGCUUGGGAUGUUUAGGUGAUGUAGAACGAGAGGUUCCCUCCCUGCUCGUGUACGACAACACGCCAAUCAUGGCCGUAUAUAUACACCUAAUACACACAAGUGAAGUACACAACAAACGGUUUACAAGAUGAUGACCGAACUUAAAUCCGACUCCAUCCGGGUCAUUCCCAGAUCCCCGCGCUGUAGCACGGCCGAUAAUUUACUCAGACUUACUCUCAAGGACCACUAUGACGUCACAAAGGAGCUCGGGAGGGGCACAUACGGCCAGGUGCUUUUCGCAAAAUGUAAAGAAACAGGAAAAAACGUUGCAUUAAAAGUUCUGCCAAAGAGCAAUACCAAGUUACGCGAGUUUGAGCGGGAAUUUCGCUUCAGCUACUUCCUUUCACCACAUAGCAAUGUUGUUGACACGUACAAUGUGGCAUUUGAGACCAGAACAGCCUUUGUGUUUGCACAGGAAUAUGCCCCGUACGGUGAUUUAUUUGAGAAAAUUCCUCCGCAGCAAGGAAUGGCGGAAAAGGACGUGAAAAACGUCAUCAAACAGGUUUCAGCCGCUCUUGACUUCAUGCACAGUAACGAUCUCGUCCACAGGGAUAUCAAACCUGAAAAUAUUCUUAUUUUCGAGAAAGACUUCAGCAAAGUAAAGCUAACUGACUUUGGUAUGACGCGGAAAGAGGGACUUGUUUUACGCAAGGUGAAUGGAAGCAUACCCUACACUCCACCGGAAGUGUGCGAAGCGGUUAAAAACGAAAGCAUAACGGUGACCUCCAUUGGUGACGUGUGGGCGUUUGGCGUGUUAUUAUUCUGCAUGUUGACAGGUAAUUUUCCGUGGGAAAACGCAGAAAUAAGCGAUAUAUAUUAUAAUGAAUUUUCUCUGUGGCAAAAACGGAAAUGUACAAAAAUUCCAUCCCAAUGGAGAAAAUUUACGCCAAGAAUUCUCAGAUUCUUCCGUAAAACAUUGGAAAGUAAAGUGGAAAGGAGGUGUAAUGUGAAAGAAGUAAAGAAAUACCUUAGUGACACAUGGCUUAAACCAUCUGCCCCAUCAAUAGCGGAAGGGGCGGAGGAAGAGGACAUUGCCGCCGAAGUCGAGCAAAACAAUCAGCUUACUUCCAUUCUACAGAGCCACGGCAUCGACACAAAGUUUGACAAACGACUCCGCGAGCGCCGAAUCUCAGAAUGGCUUUUGGCUCUUUGAAACGGACGCUACCGAGAUAUUUGCUCGCCCUGUAAUGGAGUCCGGUACUGACGUCAUCAAAAGUGUUUGUUCGUCCUAUACAGAUGUUAUAGAAGGCGUCUGGUCGUCCUGUGAUACGGACGCUAGCAAGAUAGAUGAUCACCUUAUGAUAUGAAGAUAUGGAGUUUUAUGGCCCUUUGCUACGGACACUACAAGGUUAUGUGACUAAUUAUAAGACAACAGCUUACAAGGUGUCUGUUCGUGCGAUACAAUGUGACAUUGAUGUAGGUCACAAGCCCAAAAGGCAGGGAAGCUUAUGUCGUGGUAUUACGUCCGUCGUAUGUCACAAAGGUGUCCGAUCUUCCUGUUCAGUUCAGGUUACAGUCCGGCGUUACAAAGGUGUCCGAUCCUCCUGUUCAGUUAAGGUUACAGUCGGCCGUUACAAAGGUGUCCGAUCCUCCUGUUCAGUUCAGGAUACAGUCGGGCGUUACAAUGGUGUCCGAUCCUACUGUUCAGUUCAGGUUACAGUCGGGCGUUACAAAGGUGUCCGAUCCUACUGUUCAGUUCAGGUUACAGUCGGGCGUUACAAAGGGGUCCGAUCCUCCUGUUCAGUUCAGGUUACAGUCCGGCGUUACAAAGGUGUCAGAUCCUCCUGUUCAGUUCAGGUUACAGUCCGGCGUUACAAAGGUGUCAGAUCCUCCUGUUCAGUUCAGGUUACAGUCCGGCGUUUCAAAGGUGUCCGAUCCUCCUGUUCAGUUCAGGUUAGUCGGGCGUUACAAAGGUGUCCGAUCCUCCCGUUCAGUUC